AAAUUAUACUUCAUCAGCAUAGCGGGAAAUCAGUCUUUGUUCAUUUCCAAUCAAAAUUUCAAAAACAUGAGUUCUACAGCAGAAACAAAAUCAGUUGGGGGUAGAGGAAAGGCUAAAGGUUCAAAAAAAUCAGUGUCCAGAUCUCAAAAAGCAGGUCUUCAAUUCCCUGUUGGUCGUAUUGCUAGGUAUCUGAAAAAAGGUCGAUAUGCUCAACGUCUUGGAUCUGGUUCACCCAUCUAUCUCUCUGCAGUUCUCGAAUAUCUUGCUGCCGAGGUGCUAGAGCUUGCUGGGAAUGCCGCGAGAGAUAACAAGAAGAAUAGGAUUGUUCCGAGGCAUAUACAACUUGCUGUGAGGAAUGAUGAAGAACUUAGCAAGUUGUUGGGGUCGGUGACGAUUGCUAAUGGUGGAGUUCUUCCCAACAUUCAUUCAAAUUUGCUUCCUAAGAAGAAUGCAAAGGGGAAAACAGAACCUGGAUCCCAGUCACAGGAGUUCUAGAUUUAGGUGUUCUAUUUAAUUAGACCACGGCUUAGGAGGUUGUAGUAGGUUUUUGUGAAUUGGUAAUUGUAUCUGGUUCUGGGAUAGCUUUUUGUUCUGUUUAUUGCCCUAUAUGUGAAUGAGAAGUUCGUUUGUUUCA
Messenger RNA from Lycium ferocissimum, 634 nucleotides. Its product is annotated as histone H2AX-like. The transcript has 2 exons. Gene Ontology annotation, molecular function: DNA binding; protein heterodimerization activity; structural constituent of chromatin. The record is from RefSeq and is a predicted model, not a curated record. NCBI's taxonomy places the organism in Eukaryota, Viridiplantae, Streptophyta, Magnoliopsida, Solanales, Solanaceae. Gene Ontology annotation, cellular component: nucleosome. Bases 67 to 495 code for a protein of 142 amino acids.